This is a messenger RNA of Aureobasidium namibiae CBS 147.97, 1398 nucleotides long. RefSeq lists its product as uncharacterized. The record is from RefSeq and is a predicted model, not a curated record. The transcript has a single exon. NCBI's taxonomy places the organism in Eukaryota, Fungi, Ascomycota, Dothideomycetes, Dothideales, Saccotheciaceae. Bases 1 to 1398 code for a protein of 465 amino acids. Gene Ontology annotation, molecular function: protein binding.
AUGGGUGGCUCACUAUCUACUCAAGUUCCAACAAGGUUGCCAUCAGACUUGUCUGAAUCGCGACAACACACCGCCUGCUUCAUGGAUCUGCCACGGGAGAUCGUCUUAGAGGUGACUUCCUAUCUCUCGAGAGAUGAAAUCAAGACUCUGCGUGGCGUCUGCAAAGAUCUGGACGACACUCUGCUUGCAACCUUUGGCGAUCGCUUCUUCAGUCGUUUGCAUCUACUACCCACGUCUGCGUCCCUCGACAUCUUGACGCAGAUAUCAACACAACCACGCUUGAAUGCCCAUGUCCGCGAGUUGCGCAUAUGCUCUUCUAUCUACCAGUUCUGGGGUGCCCGCGAGACGCAAGUUCGACCUCGAGACAUUUGGACUCGACCGCAGUUGCGCGUUCUGAGCGAAACUGCUCGCCCGUUUCCCGAUCCCUCAUCGCCAACCCAAGAGGCUGCUAAUCUUUGCGCCGAACUUGUGCGUGGUGAGCGAUUUCGAGAACAGCUCACAGGUGCACUGCGGAAUCUCAGAGUUGCACGUAUCGAGGUGCAAGAAUGGCCACGGGAUCCAUCCCUAGUUCUGGGUCGCAAGGAUCUGAUGAGAUUCACAGACAAGGACCCGUUCGAAGACAACUUUAUGGGCAUUCGACCCGCUUGGGAGUACCAGAAGAUUGAUAUGGUAACUCGCAUGACGGAAGUUGUGUUUUCAGCGGUCAGGGACAGUGGUACGCCUUUGGCUGCCAUGAUUGUGGACAGAAUUCAAGUCGACCAACUCAAACUCGCUCUUAAUCUCGGAUACGACCUCCUGCAUCUCAAACAUCUUGAGAUUGGACUGAAGAUCUCAGACCAGAGUCUCCAGCUCUCAGAUACGUCAAGGCGCUUCGACCUGUUCACCUUGAUUGACGAGCUACCUUGUCUGGAACAUCUCUCCUUGUCAAAUUUCCCGGGGACAGCCAAGGAUCGGAUACAGCUAACCGAUGCUCUGAUACAUAUCAAUCCACAGAGAGUCAAGAAGCUUUGUCUCGGGGUAUUCUGGGGUUCGUCGCCUCAGGUGUUGCACUUUCUGGGACGUUCCGUACCCGAUCUACAGGACUUGUCGCUUCGAUACGCAGUCCGCCUCGAGGACAACAAAGCGUGGGAAGCCAUGUUCUCUGAACUACGCGGUAUCCUGUGCUUACAACGCCUCCGGAUUGACAUUGAUGGAUUUACGUUCGAAGCCUGUGAUAAGGAUGACAACAUCGACUCCACAUUGGCCUGGUUAGCGGAAAACACGCCAGAUAAUUUGAUCCGAUACAAAGAUCCGGAAGAUUCAGAAGACGAAGACCUGGGAGUAGAUGGCGCACCGGGAUGGAGAGCAUUCCGCCGAGGACCCUCGCCUAGACGUAGGAGUCGACUGACCCGGACUUAG